Messenger RNA from Thelazia callipaeda (thelaziosis nematode), 549 nucleotides. The record is from the annotation of a GenBank genome assembly. NCBI's taxonomy places the organism in Eukaryota, Metazoa, Nematoda, Chromadorea, Rhabditida, Thelaziidae.
AUGGCGUAUGAUUCGGAUAGUCAUUCAAUUCAAAGUGGAUUGAUAUCGACGGAUGAGUUCAAUUCAGAUGUAGAGCAUACGUACAUGACUAAUGUGGAAGAGCCAUUGGUGAUAAACAAAGCACUUAUGUUGGCAGUACAGCAUGAUUUGAACCUCUCGAACGACUUGUAUUCGUACACAAGUUCCGACUUGCAUUCGUACUCAGUGGAUAGUGAAGAAGACGCAAAAACGGCUAUUGAUAUCGGGCUAACUAUGGACACUUCUGUGUACAGCUUUCCGGAGCUGAACCCCAAACGUCCCCUCGUUUUUGUAGCAUCUCAAUAUGGACUGGAAAGUUUGCAUGAUUAUCGCAUGUAUAUCUCUUCUCAGUUGGAUGAUGCAGACCAUGUAGAUGUUGAUCAAGUGCCGCUAAUGGUCUCCGGAAGCAUUGAUAACGAAAUGAAGAUUUCGGAAUACUACAUCGAUUCGAUGAAGCGAGCAGAAUCAUUUGAACAUGCUAAAGAAGCACGUGAUGAUGAUUCCGCUUUUCAAAUUGAAGUAAAUGAAUAA